AUGAAAGGAUUAUACCUAAACGACGACGAGAUCAACGUCUUUACAGGAAUGUUUUCACUAUUAGACCCAGAUAGAUGCACAGAUGAAAUUUCAGCUUCUUUACAACUUCCUACCCUCAAUAAUUUUUUCCAGCCCUUGGUCAGCAUGAAGUCUACGAUGAAGCCAUCUAAGUCAGAUUUACUAAAGAAGAACAAGAAAAAGCAUAAAAAACUAAUGCGGGUGACGGCUUGCCCACAUGUUAACAAAAAGCAUUAUGCAAGAGGGAUGUGCAAUAUGUGCUAUCAUAGGUAUGGUAGGGAGUUCUUCGAAUGGAACUGCAGGAGGUCAAGAAAAGCCCUAAGCCAGCUAAAGAUCAACGUGCAUUAA
Messenger RNA from Blepharisma stoltei, 366 nucleotides. The record is from the annotation of a GenBank genome assembly. Lineage: Eukaryota; Ciliophora; Heterotrichea; Heterotrichida; Blepharismidae.